Lytechinus variegatus (green sea urchin) is the source of this 2868-nucleotide messenger RNA. RefSeq names its product phosphatidylinositol-3-phosphatase SAC1-B-like (gene sacm1l). Gene Ontology annotation, biological process: phosphatidylinositol dephosphorylation. Gene Ontology annotation, cellular component: endoplasmic reticulum. The coding region runs from base 74 to 1852 and encodes 592 amino acids. NCBI's taxonomy places the organism in Eukaryota, Metazoa, Echinodermata, Echinoidea, Temnopleuroida, Toxopneustidae. The record is from RefSeq and is a predicted model, not a curated record. Gene Ontology annotation, molecular function: phosphatidylinositol-4-phosphate phosphatase activity. The transcript has 19 exons.
AUUGCUGCCGUGUCCUCUGAGUUUGUUCGGAACAGGGAUCGCUCAUAAAAGUAUAAACUGUGUUUUAUUCAGAAUGUCGGUUCACGAAACUCUGUUGAUCCAUACCCAAGAUGAUAAGUUCUUCAUUGAAGCAAGAGAUCCUGGAACAAAGGAGGUUCUUGUCAUUGAUAGACUCAGCCAGGAGAUCAUUCUUGAAGAAAAUGGAAUCAAUAUCCCACCAGGUGCUAGUAGUAAGCCCAUAUGUGGUAUUAUGGGCAUUAUUAAACUCCUGAGAGGAUCAUAUCUGGUGAUAAUAACCAAAAAGGAGAAAGUUGGUGAGAUAAACGGUCAAGCUAUCUGGAAGAUAUCCGGGACUGAGAGUAUACCCUACAAGAAGACUGAUCUCCAUCUAACUGAAGAACAGAAACAGGACAACAAAGUAUAUGAAAGCAUGGUUCAGUAUGCUCUGGAGAACAACACGUACUAUUUCUCCACGACCUUUGACCUCACUCAUUCGCUACAGAGGUUAUAUAAUACUAGUCCAGAAUUCUUACAGAUGCCUCUUUUUGAGAGGGCUGAUCAGAGGUUUGUAUGGAAUGGUCAUAUGCUAAGGGAGUUCACAGCACAACCAGAGCUUGGCAAGUUCAUUCUUCCAGUCAUGGUAGGAUUCAUAUCAAUACGAAUAGGGAUCAUCAACACAAAGAGGUUUGAUUACAUCCUGAUCUCAAGAAGAAGCUGUCUAAGAGCGGGAACGAGGUUUUAUAUGAGAGGAUUAGAUGAACAGGGACAGGCAGCUAACUUUGUAGAGACGGAACAAAUUGUGCAAUUCAACGGUAGCAGAGCCUCCUUCGUCCAGACACGAGGCUCUAUUCCAUUAUUUUGGUCACAGAGACCCAACCUGAAAUACAAACCUACUCCACAGAUUAGCGAAUCACAGAGUCAUCUUGAUGCAUUUAAGAGGCAUUUUGAUGAUCAGGUGGUGAAUUAUGGCAAUCAGGUCCUCAUAAAUUUGAUUGAUCACAAAGGAGUAGAAGACAGAUUAGAGAAAAUGUUCGCCAAGACCGUCUAUGACUCAGGCAAUCAAAUGAUGAGGUAUGAGUCAUUUGAUUUCCACCACGAGUGUCGGAAGAUGAGAUGGGACAGACUAUCAAUUCUCAUGGAUAAAUUAGCAAAAGAUCAACAGCAAUUUGGGUAUUUCUGGAUGGAUGCAAACAAUGAGCUGCUGAAACACCAGGUUGGGGUAUUCAGAACAAACUGUAUGGAUUGUUUAGAUAGGACUAAUGUUGUACAAAGUAUGCUGGCUAGGAGAGCACUUCAAGAUCAAAUGCAGCAAAUGGGAAUCUUGAAACAGGGCGAAAGUUUGGAGAAUCACUAUAAUUCUGCAUUCGAGUCAACAUUUAAAAACACGUGGGCAGACAAUGCAGAUGCGUGUUCCAAACAGUAUGCCGGUACAGGAGCACUCAAAACAGACUUCACAAGAACUGGAAAGAGGACAAAACUAGGAUUGAUGAAAGAUGGUCUGAACUCAAUGAUUCGUUACUACAUGAACAACUUUGUAGAUGGUUUCAGACAGGAUUCCACAGACCUGUUGCUAGGCAACUACGUUGUGGAGGAGAAUGAGGGUGUGUCACGUCCAUCUCCAAUAAGAAAGAGCAAGGAUGCUAAGUUCAUGUUGUUACCUGCUAUCGCCAUGGUAGCAUUCUCCAUGCUGCUCAUAAGCAUGCUCAUUCCAGCUGCUGAACUUCAUUUACAGAUUGCCUACAUCCUUUUCUGGUUAGCUGCUACUAUCAUCUGCGUUGGUUUGAUGGGAGUAUUUGGUAUGGAGUUUGUAGAUCAACCUAAGUUAUCUCAAGCAAAAGUCAAGAGUGAUUAAACUCUCACUUCCCGUGUCUGCUCUCUCUGUUUCUCUCCACUCCCAAUAUCUCUCCAUACCCUUCUUUUUUACUCUCUUUCCUUUUUCUUUCUUUCGCCCUUUCUCUCUCUCACUAAUCUUCAUGUUUUUUAACCUUUUUUUUCUUGUCAACCUCUUGUUCCUAUUUCUUUGGCUCUUAACAUGCCACAGAAAACUAGAACAACUGGAAUUUGUUGUGUUGAAAAUAAUUGAUGCCCUUUUUAGGUUUGUUCAGAAGCAAAGAGGAGUUUUGCUAAUAUUUUCUCUCAUUCUCCAAUUCAUUUGUUUCUUUUUUUUUGUCCCUCUCUGUUUUCCUGUCUCUCAUUUCUCCCUUCUUGCCUUCUAUUCCUUGUCCUUCCAACAAUUUCAGGUUUAACAUUUAUGACCAAAUAGUUACUGCCUUUAAUUCAUCAAAAUCAUUCACUUUCAUGAAAAGUGAAAAAAAAGCUUUCUCAUUAGUCCAUUAUCUAUGAAAUAACCUUGGUUCAGUCAAGAUAGCAGAGUGUGCAAUGUUGACUUAAACUGUAAUUACUUGCAUUUCAUCCUGGAAGAUGUAUCGCACAAUGUUGAAAACAUGUUAUUCAAUCAUUAUUUCAGGCAAGGCAGCAUAAAAAAACUAUAAAAUUUAUCAUUGCAUUUCUAGGUGGAUGCUGUUUUGGCAAUUGAAUACUUUUAGAGGCUAAAUAGAGGUUGAAAAUUUGUCAUAACACAAAAGUUAUAACAUAAUUUGGAUAUAUAUUAGAUGUUUGGAUAGAAGAUUUAAAUUUUUUUUUAUCCCUGAAUCAUGAAACUUCAAAUGAGGAUCAUUUCUACAGUAAUUAGUACGCAUAGUAAGUCAUUUGUCUUUGAGCAGCAAUACCAGUGCUUACCAUUGCAUAAUGUAUGCAAAUGCAUUAGGAAAAUGCAUCGAUUUGAACUGCAGCAAGCAGAAAAUGAAUGGUUAAUGUUCUUCAGGGUCCUGUAACACAAAGGUUGAUCGUACGCUUGAUUUUUAUGAU